Molecule: messenger RNA, 1236 nt
Organism: Aspergillus luchuensis
Lineage: Eukaryota; Fungi; Ascomycota; Eurotiomycetes; Eurotiales; Aspergillaceae
Exons: 3
Coding region: 1-1236 (411 amino acids)
Source: RefSeq, a predicted model, not a curated record
AUGAAAAGACUUACUAGAAUUGCCAAGGGAAGUGGGGAAUCAAAUCCGUCAAAUACCAUAGUUCAAUGGCUCUCAUCAGUGAGAAAAAACACAACAGUGCUUAAUGAGCGUAAUGAUGGAGAAACGGGCCAGUAUGCCACAGAGCUUCAUGGGGAUGAGACAGCACUGACUAAAAGUUUCCGCCAACUAAUGGACGAGCUCCAUCUAGGAGAGAUCUGGGAAGAAAGAUUAGACAGGACAAAUUGCCCCAUAUGCAAAUCUGCACCAGUGAACCCUGUGAUCACUUCAUGCAGGCAUUUAUAUUGUGAGGAGUGCUACUACUCCUUACGGAUGGACAAGGACAAAUUGCUUAUGGAGCCUAAAUGCGUCAACUGCCGUGUUUCGAUCACGGAAGCCGCUUAUUUUAAGGAAGAGGGUAACGAAAAGACACAACCCGCAUCGAUUCACGGGGCAACUAUCUGGAAGGGAAAACAGCGCAAAAAGAGAACCACAACCAAGAAACAAUCUAAGAGCAGCAUUCGCCAGAUCACGGCGCCACAAGCAGACGAAACGGAUGAAGAGCCGGACGCCGACGAGGAUACGGACUGGAUUGGAGCGUGUGCCCAGCAUAUGCCUAGUGCGAAACUCACGAAGAUACGCGAAAUUCUUACAGAGUGGCUUGCCCAGGAAUCCUCGGACAAGAUAGUCAUCUUUACCCAGUUUCUAGAUUUCGUUGAAAUCCUGUCUACCAUGUGCAAAGCAGAAGGGUGGCCGUUUGUCCUCUUGACCGGAAAAUUGGGUCUAUCAGUCCGCGAAGACAAUAUGAAGACGUUUAGUGAUAAGAAUAGCGAAGUGAGGGUUCUCAUUGCCAGUUUGAAGGCUGGAGGCAUAGGACUAGACCUAUCAGCCGCCAACAAAUGCAUUCUUGUUGACUUGUGGUGGAACGAAGCUAUUCAGGAGCAGGCAUUUUGCCGCUUGUUUCGAAUUGGGCAAGAAAGCGAGGUGGAAUUUGUGAAGCUUAUCGUCGAUAAUUCUAUUGAUGACUACCUGCUCAAAUUGCAGACACAUAAAACGGCUGUUAUUACCGGAGCUAUGGGCGACGGAGUCCUAGCGGGACGGGAUACAAUUGAGGAUCUCCUUCGAAUGUUCGCAGAUGUCGAAAAGGACCCUAAUGGGGUGCUUCAUCUCAGGGCCAAGACAUCGUCGAGGGAUAUUAGGAUUGGAGCUGGAUUCCGACCAACUUUUGGCGUGUUUUGA